Molecule: messenger RNA, 2261 nt
Organism: Nasonia vitripennis (jewel wasp)
Lineage: Eukaryota; Metazoa; Arthropoda; Insecta; Hymenoptera; Pteromalidae
Product: cytochrome P450 9e2
Exons: 1
Coding region: 704-2191 (495 amino acids)
Molecular function (GO): monooxygenase activity; heme binding; oxidoreductase activity, acting on paired donors, with incorporation or reduction of molecular oxygen
Source: RefSeq, a predicted model, not a curated record
UUCUGUCCUCGUCCUCCAUUCCUUCCACGGUGCUUCUCUCUCUCUCUCUCUCUCUCUCUCUCUCUCUCUCUCUCUCUCGAUCCUUUUUUUCGGGCGAACGAUGGUCCCUUUUUGCAGCCGCUUUCGUAACUCGCUUCACGGUUAUAUAUUCCGUUUUAACUUUCUAUCGAUAUUAAUGGUUUCUCUAAAUUUGUGCGGAUCGUUCUCCCUUUUGCCUGAUAUCCCUUCGCUAUCCGUCUCUCCUUCAGGAUAUACCUUUUCUUCGGGCUUUAUGGCUCCCCCUUUCUGCCUAUCCACUAUGCUGAUUAGUCACAUUUUACGUGAUUAUAGGCUGGACUUUUUUCGGUCCUUUGUAUUAUUCAUUGUGUUUCCGUGGGGUCGGCUGUCCCUUCGUAUAUUGUAACACGAUUUAAUGCAUCCAGAUGAUCUAUCGCAGUGUUAUGUGAUGAGAAAAUUAUUGCCUCUGGAGUAUCUCUUAUUUGGAUUCAAUAAAUGUAAAGGAAUAAAAUUCAUUCGUGCGCAUAGGAAGGCCUCUAUUAAUAGCUCGUUCGCGCCGCGAUGAGCCUGACUUGAUACGCAGUGAUACGCGUGAUGAGCCUGACUUGAUACGCAGAGAGAGAGCUACAGUCGCAGUUGCGCGUUGAAUAUAAAGUGGUUCGGAUGCUUCUUUGCUCUUGAAAACCUAACCUUGAAAUCAGCUGUCAUGAACUCUUGGAUCUGGAUUUUUCUGCUCUCUGUAGUGACGUUUAUAGUCAUCAAAGCAUACAGAAUCCGACAUCAUUUCGAGAAAUGGGGAAUUCCACAGUAUCCAGACCUACCGUUUCUCGGUUUUAUGGCCUCGAACUUCUUCCCACGUCUACACCUGCAUAACGUUGUCAGAGACAUGUACAACUGGAACCGAGAGGCUAAGUACAUCGGCUGUCACAUGUUCACAUCUCCGCAGCUCAUGUUGCGCGAUCUCGAUUUGAUCAAAGCUGUAACGGUGAAAAACUUUGAUCACUUUUCCGAUCACAAGACCUUCGUUGACGAAUCAAUGGAUCCACUGUUUGCCGGUAGUCUGGCUAUGCUCAACGGCGACAAGUGGUGCGAAGUUAGGAACGUGCUCAAUCCAGCCUUCACCCUGAGCAAGAUGCGGGUGAUGUUCGGAUUGAUGUCGAACUGUGCCGAGAACUUUGUCGACAAGUUUCUGGUGCUCUAUUCCAACUGCGAUGAGGUCGAGAUCAUGGAGCCUAUUAACAGGUACACCAACGAUGUCAUAGCCAGUUGUGCCUUUGGCUUCGACAUAGACAGCCUUGGGAAUCCAGAUAACGAGUUCUACAUACGUGGUAGAAGUCUGAUGAGUUCCUUAAAAUAUCUGAAGGUAUUCAAGAUCCUGUUCAUUCGUGCCUGUCCUAGAAUCAGCCAAAUUUUGAAACUGAAGAUCAUAUCCGAGCAAGACAAUGACUUCUUCGUCAAUGUUAUAAGAUCAGGCAUAGAGACUAGGCGAGAACAGGGUAUCACGAGACCGGAUAUGCUGCAACUGAUGAUGGACGUCGAGCCCAGUCUGAAUCUGCUAGAGAUGACAGCUCAGGCGUUCGUUUUCUUCCUAGCAGGAAUCGAAUCCACUGCCGUGCAGAUGUGCGUCAUCGCUCACGAACUAGCUGCAAACCCCGAUGUCCAGAAGAAGCUGCACGAUGAAAUCGACACCGUGCUGAGGGAGUGUGAUAACAAGCCAACCUAUGAAGCCAUGAACAACAUGGUCUACCUGGACGCGAUCUUCACCGAAUCUCUGAGAAUGCACUCAGCAUCUUUCAUGAACCGAAUGUGUACCAAGGAGUUCGAACUACCUCCGGCUGUUCCAGAUGCUAAGCUUUACAUAGUUCAGCCAGGCGAGGAACGGUUAAUAUCAAUGCCUGGAAUUCACUACGACCCGGACUACUACGAAAAUUCAGAGAGGUUCGACCCAGAUAGACACACAGGCAAGAGAGCAGCCCAGGGUGAUGCUACGAAUCUGGGAUUCAGACUGGGUCCAAGGAUGUGCAUCGGUAACAGAUUCGCCGUUCUAGAGACCAAGGUCAUGUUCGCGCACUUGCUCUCCAAGUGCAGACUGCAGCCUUGCAAGAAGACGUGCAUCCCGCUGAAGUACGACCCUGGCAGCUUGGCCGUGGUUCCCAAGGGAGGCUUUUGGCUGAAGGUUCUCCCGAGAAAUUGAUGUAACGCAUUUAUUCGCGACUGUAAAUAAAAGUAAGCUCUGCGACAAAGCCGCAGCGCGUUAAUCAGUA